CAGGUGUUCGAUUGCCGCUAUGUGACUUCGGCCAGUGGCAUGUUUGAGUCCAUCUGCACGCACGUCAAAUACGCUACGAAUAAAGGCAACAUCAGGUCGGCCAUAACGGUCUUUCCGCCACGCACGGAUGGCAUGCACGAUUUCCGCAUCUGGAACAACCAACUGAUCAGCUACGCAGGGUACAAGAAUGCGGACGACAGCGUCUUAGGCGACCCUCUCAACGUCGAGUUCACUGAGGUCUGCCUGCAGUUGGGCUGGAAGAAACAGACUCGGUCUCAGUUCGACGUCUUGCCUCUGGUGCUGUCAGCCAACGGCCAAGACCCAGAGUGGUUUGAUUUGCCGGCCGACCUCGUCUACGAAAUCAAAUUAACGCAUCCCAACUUCGACUGGUUCCCCGAGCUUGGUUUGCAGUGGUACGCGCUGCCCGCGGUUGCCAAUAUGCUGUUCGACUGCGGUGGCCUCCAAUUCCCCGCGGCGCCUUUCAACGGCUGGUACAUGGCGACCGAAAUCGGCGCUCGCGAUCUCGGCGAUGUCGCGCGUUAUAAUCAACUUGAGGUGGUAGCUCGUAAAAUGGGUCUAGACACACGCAGCCACGCGACGCUGUGGAAAGACAAGGCGCUCGUCGAGCUCAACCUUGCCGUGCUUCACUCUUUCCAGGUUCAGAACGUGACGAUCGUCGACCACCACACGGCGAGUGAGACGUUCAUGAAGCAUUACGAUAACGAGAUGCGCGUACGUGGAGGCUGUCCCGCUGACUGGGUCUGGAUUGUGCCUCCCAUCUCGGGCUCAGCCACCCCUGUCUUCCAUCAGGAGAUGAGCAUCUACUAUCUCAGCCCUUCGUACGAGUAUCAGGAAGCUGCCUGGAAAAGUUACGAUUGUCGCCGCAAGCGCGACGCAGCUAACCAUGACAGCAUCAGCAUGACCAAGCGCACGUUCCGCUUCAAAGAAAUCGCUCGGGCCGUUAAGUUCACCAGCAAGCUAUUCGGCAAGGCGCUGUCUAAGCGUAUCAAGGCUACGAUCUUGUACGCCACCGAGACCGGCAAGAGCGAGUCUUACGCCAACAAACUGGCCGAGAUUUUCGGCCACACCUUCAACGCGCAGGUGCACUGCAUGCAGGACUACGACCUCAUCAACAUCGAGCACGAGACCCUCGUCCUCGUCGUCACCUCUACGUUCGGCAACGGCGACCCGCCUGAGAACGGCGAGAAGUUCGCGAAGAGUCUGCAUGACAUGAAGCGGAGCAUCGCUUCUGAAGAGCAGGACGACAUUCCUCGUCGCUUUGCUCGGGACAGCUUGAACCGCAGCCUGUCGUUCAUGCGGAUGAACAGCGUCGCCGACGCCGGCACUCCAGUCCCCCAACGGCGUGCUCACCUCGCAGAAAUCUUAAUAUACAUAAGUGAUCACGUAGAGCUCUUGAGCAACGUCAGGUAUGCGGUGUUUGCGUUAGGGUCGAGCGCAUACCCCAACUUCUGCGCGUUCGGGACCUACGUGGACCAGCUGCUGGGGGACCUGGGUGGGGAGCGGCUCCUCAACCUCACCUGUGGGGAUGAACUAGCGGGGCAAGAGCAGCAGUUCAACCUCUGGGCGGGAGAAGUAUUUAAGACGGGUUGCAAGACGUUCUGCUUGGACGACGAAGGCGCCAUUCAAGACGCGACGGCGGCGCUGAAGGCAGACAGGCGCAAGAACCUCGACGUGAAGCUCAUCGAGUGCGACAACGCAACGCCGCGGCAGGUCGGCCUCGCACGCGCCCACGUCAAGAAGGGCGUGCAGACCGUGCAUGUGAUCGAGUCCAAAAACCUGCAUCCCGAAGAGUCCAACCGGCACACACAACAAAUAAUAUUUGACAUCAACGGGCGUGAAGGCGCCCCCAUGCUGCACUACAGCCCCGGCGACCACCUGGCGGUGCUGCCCUGCAACAGCAGCGACCUCGUGCAGGACGUCGUCCAGCUCCUGGCUCCUGGCCUCAACCCUGACACUCCUGUACACGUCAUGGUCAUGCGCGAGACUCAUACGCCUAAUGGUGAGCUUGACACUCCUGUGCACGUCAUGGUCAUGCGCGAGACCCAUACGCCUAAUGGUGAGCUUGACACUCCUGUGCACGUCAUGGACGCCCGCGCGUACGAGGAGUGGAAGCACAAGCGCUACCCGCACCUGCUGGAGGUGCUGCAGGAGUUCCCGAGCGUGAAGCUCCCAGCGUCGGCGCUGGUGUCGCAACUGCCGCUGCUGCAGCCUCGCUUCUACUCCAUCAGCUCCUCCCCUGCGGCACAGCCUGGCGAACUGCACCUCACCGUCGCCGUAGUCUCGUACAACACCGAGGACGGUGAAGGUCCGCUGCACUUCGGCGUUUGUUCGAACUACUUAAAAUCGCUGAAGCCUGGCGACGAAGUGCAGUGCUUCGUCAGGAAAGCCUCAAUGAUGCCUUGUGAUUAUAAUAUGUUAUAUAUUAUAACCAUAUUAUUGAUUUUUAUAGCGCCGCAGCGCGGGAAGAUUAGUCUGUACUUCGGCUGCCGCACCCGCGCGCUCGACCUGUACGCUGAAGAGAAACAGGAGAUGUUGGCUGCAGGGGUCUUGACAGACAUACACCUCGCGCUCUCAAGGGAACCUGGAGUACCAAAGAUGUACGUGCAAGACCAACUUGUAGAAAAUGGUCGGGAGAUCGUGAAAAUCUUGGAGGAGGAACAAGGUCACUUCUAUGUUUGCGGCGACUGUACCAUGGCCGAACAUGUCUUCCAGAAACUCAAGUACAUCUUCCUUCAGCACACAAAGCGCAACGAACAACAAGUUGAAAACUUUAUGCUCCAACUGAGAGACGAUAGCCGUUACCACGAGGACAUAUUCGGCAUCACGCUGCGCACUGAGGAGAUCCACAAGGAGAAGGGAGAGAGCGCCCGUAGUCGCCUACCGCUGGCCCAGACUUUGAGCGGUGGCCCCAAGUUGACUCAGGAGUGAUACACAGCCAAUCCCCAGCAGACACCACCCGAUCUUCCACUUCAAGAGGGAAACUCCGAACAUGGUGUUUGUGCAUGUGGGGCUUCGGAGGAGCAUGUACUUAGUAACCAUAGUCUGGAGACUGACGUUCCCAGCGUAAUUGACCAUGUCGUCUCUUGUCAGAAUGACGGUGUACCAGCAGGGGCCAGAACAAAAUCGUUUAGCAAUAGUGGUGAAGCGGGCCUGAAAUUACGGCGCGUAAAAAUUAAAACCAGUGCUUGUGAUCCAAGUCCCUUAAGUGUUCCAGCAGAGGUCGUAACAAUAUUAGAAUCUUCUCUUGACGAAAAUUGUAAAAACCCUAUUAGCUUGCCCAUCAAAUCUCGGUAUGCGGAUGGCUCAGGCCGAACAGUUGACACCAGCUCCUCCAUUCAGAAUGAUUUUCAGUAUGAUGGUACCACCGAUGAACCCUGCGAAAUUUACGAUAAAUUAAGACAUCUUCAGCAUGAAAUCGCAGGAAAGAAAACUUCUCCUAACGUUCGGUCGAUGAGUGCAUCUCCUCAGAUCGUUAGAUCAAAGCUUAAAGCUCCGUCAGAUCUGGAGGCUUCGAAGGAAAACGUCCACUGCAGUCUGUUAUCCCUCGGCGCCACGCCCGGCGACUGGCAAGAUAAAAAGCAGACGCAUGAAGGCAAUGGUAAGACAUCGGCUUCUGGACUCGGAUUUCCUCAAGAAUUUUGGAAGAAAGUUGAAGUACGAGCGUCUGCGUUUUUCGCGUCAUUUAGUAAAAGAAAAGAGUAGAAGUGUAACGUUGUUCGUUGCGAAUGUAAACUAUUGUUAACUUUCUUGCGGGCACUUUCAAUGUUAAUGUAUUGUUAUUAUCACAAAUGAUUGGGAAGCCGACUUACUUCCGUAUUUUGACUUCUCUAAGCACCAGUUCUACUGUUGGAAAAGGACAAUGUUAUUCGGUGUCUUUGUAUAUACACCCAAACAUUUUCUAAAAUCUUCAAUAUAUAUACCGGCUCUAUAUGAAAAUAGAAACAAUGAACGCUCAAAGUAUAAUCAGUUAAUGUUUCCUUCACUACAAUGUAUUUCAAUGGCAUCUCGUGUAAUUAUUUGAUUUACACAACAAUUUUAAUAGUAUGCUGGCAAUUUUAAGCUCGACAGAGGUUUUCAUUAAAUUUCCAUUAACAUGCGUGCAGUUUUCCUUCGAAGCUUGGACCUUAGGUUUGUCAAGCCCUUCAAGACAAUCGCAAAAAUCGCUGUGGCACAAGCCUUAAAUUUGCUUGCUAAUAUCAUUGAUUUGAAUGCAGGGUUUUUAAUGUGUGUUGUGUUGCCAAAUGAAACCGAAACUUAUUUGUGCUCGCGGUGCGAUUUUUUUAUCAAUAAAUCAAUUAACUAUAAAUGGCUUGUAGCAACCAAAGAAGCAACCAAAAAUUUGUUAAAGAGUGUGCUUAACAAUUGAUAUGACAAUAUAUAUGGUUAAGCAAUAUUUGUAGUGAUUUCAAAUCAAAAUUUUGUCUGUGUUGAAUUUUGUGUCUUACACAAAAUUAUCAAAAAUGACUACUCAAUACUUGAUGUUUAAGAAUUAUAUCAUGUUUAUGUUAAAUUUGUAUGAAUGUUUGUGCAAAAAUAAUUCGAUAUAAUUCAGGGCAAUCAGUAGCCUUAAUCGUUAAUCAGGAAUUCGCAUGUCAUUUGUUACGAAUUAUUUAUUUUAUGAUAUGAAUUAUUCGUGUUUUUUUCUCGUUUAUUCAGAAUUAUGCGUAGUGCUUCCUAGCCCAUAGUUUAUUGCAGCGCGCCAAUUAAACAAAUCCGUCGUCCUUGCUGAGGAAACAACAAUUAAAGGUGAUUGGGUUUUGCUAUAUUAAUUAGUUACUUAUAAUCUUCUGAAGUUGAUUGCCUUCUCAGCAAAGUGCUACUUAGAUUAUGUAUAUGAACAUACAUCUGCUGGACUCGUUUUACCUCUACACAUUUAGUUUUUACUCGUAUUACCCCAUGCAUCUACUUGAAUAGUGAUUAAAAGGGUCAAUAAUGGUGGUUUAGUUUUAUGCUUCCUUCAGCACUCAGAAAAAUUACAGCCUUAUUUGGUCAUUGGAGUUUUCCAGUUUCCAAAAAAGACAGUGCGCAAAGGUUUGGGUUGUUGCUUAAUUUUCAUGCUUCAGUAACCUAUGUAUACAGUAUAUAUACAGUAUAUUCAGUAACCUAUAUAUUUUAUUUUACGCUUGAAAUUUGGUCCUUGAAUGCUAGUAGACUCAUUGUUACAGUCAUUGACGAAUCAACAAAAAUACUGAAUUAAGUGAAUUGAAACUUUUUAUAUGUUGAAUAUAAUUUAAGAAAGUUAAAUGUAGUGAGAAUUGAUUAUUAACUGUACAGUAUCUUUCAAGCGGAUCAUGGAAAAUACCAGACGAAUUUUAUUGUUUAAUCUUUCAGCAUGUGAAGGUUAAGGCUCCUUUGUCUUUACUUUGAAUGUAAUUUCAAAGAUCACGAGUAUCGUAUAAAACUAUAAGGUUCUCGCGGUAAAUGCAUUCACUCAUUCUAAAGUUGUUUUCAUUUUUAUAUUGUAUGAAAUUGGAAAAAACGAGAUUCGUUAUGUAAAUUUUGAAAAUUUUAUCUCGAUAUACUUGCCUGUUUAAACAUUUUGAGCAAUUAUACUUGAUUUCAAUCUUAUAUUUUUCUUGAGAUUAAAACGUAUUCUCAGAUGUUGCAAUUUAUUUUCAAAAUUCAUUAAACAUGUUCAAGGAAGUGGAAGUCCUCCGAAUUACACAUACCACAAUACCCCGACUUAUGACUUUGCUGGCAUUUUAUCGGUAAGAUAAGUUAUGAAUAGAUACUUAAAUAUUUUUAUUGCUUCUUCACAAGUGUUUAUGCGAUAUUAUGGCAUUUAUUAAACACGUUGCAAAUGCUCUGGUUGUUGUGCGUCUCUAUAUAUGUUAUAAGCUGGAAUUUCUAACUAUAAGUCUCGGUUAUUUCACUCUCCGUAUUGUGGUUUGAUCAUCUGGUUAAUAAAUAAUGAAAUUUA
Messenger RNA from Hyalella azteca, 5941 nucleotides. RefSeq names its product nitric oxide synthase, salivary gland (gene Nos). Gene Ontology annotation, molecular function: FMN binding; nitric-oxide synthase activity; NADP binding. Bases 40 to 2949 code for a protein of 969 amino acids. Gene Ontology annotation, biological process: nitric oxide biosynthetic process. The transcript is spliced from 21 exons. The record is from RefSeq and is a predicted model, not a curated record. Lineage: Eukaryota; Metazoa; Arthropoda; Malacostraca; Amphipoda; Hyalellidae.